Molecule: messenger RNA, 936 nt
Organism: Ilex paraguariensis (yerba mate)
Lineage: Eukaryota; Viridiplantae; Streptophyta; Magnoliopsida; Aquifoliales; Aquifoliaceae
Source: the annotation of a GenBank genome assembly
AUGUCCACGCUCAAAACUGCUUUUGAGAUGGCAAGCCACAGCUUCGACGACAUCGUCAAGACCCCAAAACCAGACUUGCUGAUAUAUGACUUAAACCAGCCAUGGGCAGCAGCCGUAGCUUCCUCUCACAAUAUCCCGGCUGUUCAUCAGUCCGGCAAAGAAUUCCCUUUCCCAGAAAUAUAUCUUCAUGAGCACGAAGGCAAUAAGCUCCGUGAAGCGCUACACUCUUCUGUAAAUGAUGUCAAAGAAGAGGAUCGUUUCCAUGAAGCUAUGGAACGAUCAUGUAAUAUUGUUCUGAUUAAAACUUUCAGAACAAUUGAGGACAAAUAUAUUAAUUAUCUGUCUGUUUUAGUUGAAAAGAAGAUAGUUCCUGUGGGUCCACUUGUUCAAGAUGCUGUCAAUGAUGAGCAUGAGGAGAUCAUAAAAUGGCUAGACAAAAAGGAUGAAGCUUCAGCCAUCUUUGUUUCCUUUGGCAGUGAAUAUUUUCUGUCUAAGGAAGAGAUCGAGGAGGUAGCUCACGGGCUAGAGCUUAGCAAGGUCAAUUUCAUAUGGGUGGUUAGGUUCCCUGUGGGGGAGAAAAUUAAGAUUGAAGAAGCAUUACCAGAAAGAUUUCUUGAGAGGGUUGGAGAAAGAGGAAGAAUUUUGGAGGGAUGGUCUCCACAGGCGAAAAUCCUGAGGCAUCCGAGCACUGGUGGCUUCCCAUUGAAUGCUAGAAUGGUGGAGGAGGUUGGUGUGGGUAUCGAGGUUGUGAGGGACAAAAAUGGAAGGCUUCACAGGGAAGAGAUUGCAAAAGUGAUAGGAAAGGUAGUAGUGGAGAAUGGUGGAGAGAUUGUGAGGAGGAAAGCAAGUGAACUACGUGAGAAAAUAAGAAUAAAAGGAGAGGAAGAGACAGUUGGGGUGGUGGAGGAGCUGGUACAACUUUGUAGAAAGGUUUAA